AUGCUCCAUCAACGUGCUCGUGCGUGCGGCCUCUGGGUCUCACUCGGCCUGCUUGCUUGCGUUUCCCGAGUCAGCACAUCACCGGUCGCCCAGCUCGCUCGUCCCUCUUAUGACACUAGUGACCUCUCUCACAUCGCUCUUGAGCGAGCAACUUCCGAGACAUUAUCCGAAGACAUCCUCGACGCUCGCGACGACUGCUCCGACGGGCUUCAGAUAUCCACCUCCUUGGGACAAAUCGCAGGGGCAUCGGUAGCGGAUGGCAGAGCCCAGCGCUUCACCUUGCCUUAUGCUCAACCACCUGUCGGAUCUUUGCGCUUCGCAAAUCCCCAAAACAUCGUAUCUUUCGGAACGGCGUCGUCCGUCUAUGAUGCUUCGAACCUUCCUCCACGAUGCUACCAGUAUGGAGAGGAUGUGCGCGGUGGCACCGAGCCGUCGGAGGAUUGCCUGUACUCGAUCGUCUACAAGCCUGCCAACGCAAAGAAUGGCGACAAGCUUCCAGUAUUGGUAUGUAAAUGCGUCCUGCUGGACUUCGUACCAUGCUGCUGAUCGCUUGCCUGUUUCCCCUCCCUCAGGUGUGGGUUCACGGCGGUAGUGGCAUUGGUGGCGGAGCUACCAACGCCGGUCUGGACGGUUCCAACCUCGCCGCGAGCCAAAAUGUGAUUGUGGUCGUUCUUCAGUACCGUCUCGGCCUCUUUGGCUGGCUUCAAACCUCGGCCUUGGUGGAUGAAAGCAACGGUGGAACACCAAACGGCACCAAGGUCUCCGGAAACAUGGCUUUCCGAGACGUAGUCUCUGCCCUGCAACAACUCCAAUCUGUUGCGCGCUCCUUCGGCGGAGAUCCCAAGCUGGUGACGCUGAUUGGACAAAGCAGCGGUGCUCAGCUCAUUCGCUCGCUGCUCACUUUGCCCAUCGCUGCUCCACUUUUCCAACGAGCCAUUCUCAUUUCGGACACGGAGGACUACGGGCCAGCGACUCAAGCUCAAUCUGAUACACUCGGAGAAUACGCUCUCAAGGCUCUUGGUUGCACCGAUCUAGCCUGUGCACGUGCUAAAGACAAGGAUGACAUUCUCAAUGUCAGCUACGACACCUACUCCACUGUCCCUUUGGCCGACGGCUCAAUCGCGGGCGGGACACCAUGGAGACCCACGCUCGGCAAGUAUCUCCCAAGCGGUAUCGAAGUGGGUAAAGGCUUUCCCAAGCCGGUCAUUCUCAGCACCGUGGCCAACGAAGCAGGCAAUGUGGCCGGCAGCCUAUUUGAACCGUCCACCCUCAACCCGGGACAAAAUUUGAGCGCGCAAGGCUCCAUCAUUACUCUGCGACAAGGUAAUGCGCCUCUUCCGAUCGGACAAGCUUUGAACUUGAUCUUCAACCAGAACCGAGGUGUGCUGGCAACCAACAUUGCAGCAUAUUCACCUGGUAGUCCGAGCAGCUUACCCGUUCCAUCGGCUGGUGCGGAUGAUGCUCCGCGCAAGCUCUUCGAAGAGAUUGCGACGGAUGGAUUGUGGAGAUGCGCCACCCAACGCAACGCUCGCACCCUGGCUUCCAACAGUCAGGGCAAAGGCAUCUGGCUGGAGCAGCACAACAUUGGCGCUCGCUACCCGUCCAAUGAGGACGUCGACUACUGCGAAGCUGCGGGCAUCGUCUGUCACGAGGAUGACAUUUACCUCAUCUUUGGAACCACGCCUUCGCCUAAUGAUGCGCAACAGAAAGCCAGCUCAGAGAUUCAGGCCAGGUACUCGGCAUUUGCUCGGACCGGCAACCCGAAUGUCAUUGGCAAGACUACAUGGACGCAGGUGGGAAAGGGCAAUGAUAUCGAUCUGCUCGUCUAUGAUGACCAGGGCACAUCUAGCGCCCAGAAGGGCCAGAGAACGAGCGCUUGCAACAGCAAGGACGCUUGGGGCUUCAGAGUCAAAUUUGACUGGCAAAUCUACUCGUACUGA
Ceraceosorus bombacis is the source of this 1940-nucleotide messenger RNA. NCBI's taxonomy places the organism in Eukaryota, Fungi, Basidiomycota, Exobasidiomycetes, Ceraceosorales, Ceraceosoraceae. The record is from the annotation of a GenBank genome assembly.